AUGAAACCGUCCGAAUUGGAAGCCUCUGAGUUACAAUCCGCGGAUUUGAUACCAAUGAAAGCAGGUUUGUGCCCCGAAACAAACGGAACAUUACUUACAUCUGCCCUAUCUCAUCUGCCCGAGACCAUCAUCAAUUCAAUUGCCUUACGAAACAAUCGAACAUUUUCAACCACAUCCCUCCCACUGACAGGAAUACCCAACUUGAAUUCAGAGUUGAUACAGUCCCCAUUCGCGACCAGUCUUUCCUCGGCCUCGUCUGCAUCGCCCCUGACAUCGGCUUUACUGUGUUCUGUUCUGGGUACAGAAUUACGACCAUCUGUUCCACAACUGGCUACUCGCUUACGUGCUAGUUCAUGUCAACCACUAGGUAGAUUCUUACUAAAUCCCACAGAUCCCAAUUGGCGUUGGCCUGAUCCAACUCCCAGUGUAGAAGAGACCCCACUUGACCUUUCGAAAAAAUCGCCCACGCAAACGGAACGCGAAUCUCCUUCAGAGAUUUCCAACCAAGUUCCUUUAGUUACCACGGUUUCGGUUCCUAUGCAAAUGGCUGUAUCCAUUUCUCCUGUUCAAGAAUCUGGGAAGUUGCAGACUGAAGACGAACAGCCUGCUUCAACAAAUACGGGGACGGUACGCCGCCGACGCACAACUGCUUCACGAAGAUUGCGAAAGAUAGCUCCAUCCAAGUGCCUUCCGCUGGAAGAAAAUAACGCAGAAACACAAAAGCCCUCAAGAUCAGAAAUGAUGUUACUUUCGUCAAGUCAACCCCCGAGCCACAUUCGGUACCCCACAAUGAGUGACACCGAGGACUACAAAACCACUAUAAUUUCUGGCACCACAGAUGUAACCACUCCUCAGUUACGCGGCCGUAGAUCACACAGUGCCAGUGAUACCCGCACGUCUGAGACAUGCGAUCCUACACAUGCACUGGAUGAUGCUCCUGUAUCUGACGUAUCCACAAACUCUGAGACAUGGUCACUGAGUCGACCGACCGCAUUAAUUCCAUCCCAUCGAACCUCUAACAGUGCACACCAUACUGGGACCAGGCCUACCGGACAAGAUCCAACUGUGUGUAACCCCCGGAUGCGACGCUAUCCGGAAAUGACUCCGAAUGAGGUAAAAGAUCAAGCGUACUGGGAGAAACGUGUCAAAAAUAACGAGGCUGCCAGACGUUCACGUCGGGCUCGCAAAAGUAAAGAGCAAAGUUUGCGUGAUUAUGCCGAGCGGUUGGAGAAGGCCAACACACAACUAUUACAAGAGAUCAAGCUGCUAAAACAAGAAGUUGCGCGGCUGAAGUCGGAGACUGGGCAGAAAAAUGGCGGUGAAAAGGGUAGUGAAUAA
Messenger RNA from Echinostoma caproni, 1338 nucleotides. The record is from the annotation of a GenBank genome assembly. Lineage: Eukaryota; Metazoa; Platyhelminthes; Trematoda; Plagiorchiida; Echinostomatidae.